UUUUUGGCCAGUCGUCGGACAUGAAGGCAGCUAUAACCAUCAUACUCCUGCUGGCCCUAGGGACCUUGGCUGAUAAGCCCCGUGCCCUCAACAGUUUGUGUCAUUAUCUGGAUUUGAGCAAGGAAACCGCCUCCAAUAUGGGGAUCACGAAAAAGUGUUUCGCUCAAUAUUUGCCAGAAUUGGAGAGCGAGGGAGCCACCUGGUCACAAGGUUACAGUGGCUGCCAAAAGAAGGCCUCCAGUGAGCAGCAAUCGGUGCUUUUAAAGGCCAAUUUAGCUCAGGAAUAUAUACGGGAAGCUGCCUUGAGCAUAACAGACUUUAUCGAUCAGUGUUUGACCCUGAUGGAGGCCCAGGAAUUUUUCGAUUGCUUUGCUAAAAUGGCCAAAUUGCAGUUGACUAAAGUCUACAAUAUAUCAUUUAAUGCCUCGGAGCAGGGUUUGAUCCUAAAUAAACAUUUGAGCAGCAUUGAAAUGGAACAUUAUUUGUGCACAAAUCGAACGGAAGAUACUUACAUAGAGGGAACGGAUAAAAUCUUCCAGUCAUUGGAUCAAUGUCUUCAACAGAAUGAUACGCAUUAAACAAAACAGUUUCAGAUA
Molecule: messenger RNA, 596 nt
Organism: Drosophila serrata
Lineage: Eukaryota; Metazoa; Arthropoda; Insecta; Diptera; Drosophilidae
Product: protein TsetseEP
Source: RefSeq, a predicted model, not a curated record